Messenger RNA from Micropterus salmoides (largemouth bass), 549 nucleotides. Its product is annotated as phytanoyl-CoA dioxygenase domain-containing protein 1-like. Bases 13 to 549 code for a protein of 178 amino acids. NCBI's taxonomy places the organism in Eukaryota, Metazoa, Chordata, Actinopteri, Centrarchiformes, Centrarchidae. The transcript is spliced from 6 exons. The record is from RefSeq and is a predicted model, not a curated record.
UAUGUUACCCGGAUGUCUCUGUCCCGCGAGCUGGACUUCUCCAAGCAGACCAUGGAUUUUUUGGCAGAUCGGGAUGUGCAAAAGUACGUGGAGGAUGGAUAUGUGGUUCUGGACGGACUGCUGACCUCCCAGGAGUGUGACGAGCUGAAGCAAAGGAUGGCAGAGAUAGUGGACCAGAUGGACGUCCCGGAGCACUGCCGCACCACCUUCUCCACCUACCAUGACGAGCAGCUCAAAACACAGGGAAAUGCUGACUAUUUCAUCACCAGUGGAGAUAAGAUCCGCUUUUUCUUUGAGAAAGGAGUUUUUGAUGACAAAGGGGAAUUCAUCGUACCAAAACAGCGGUCCCUAAAUAAAGUCGGACAUGCACUACAUGCCUAUGAGCCACUGUACAAAAAGGUUACACAUUCACCCAAAGUUCAGGGCAUAGCGAAGAAGCUGGGUCUUGUAAGUCCUGUGAUACUGCAAAGCAUGUACAUUUUUAAGGUAAGCAUUAACAUCCUCCCCUCCAUGCAUGAAAUGCCUUGUGUAGUAUCAGAUGCUAUAUGA